AUGGUGGUCCUGUUCGACCUGGAAGACGUUGAUGGGCCCACCGUCAAGCCGCUGCACCACCCCUCACUGUCUUGGGUGGAGGCGGAGACGGGGCAGAGGGUAAGGGAGGCAAAGACGUUGGGGGAUGCGAGGGAUGCAAAGGAGACGGACUUGGUGGGCAAUGCACGCGGAGCAGACGAAGCAGAGGAGAGAGCGAACCCCAAUGUGAAUGGAUUCAGCGCCGCCUUGAGCUGUUAUCCAAUCGUGAGACAGCUGGCCAGCCAGCUCGACCUCAACACGCUGCAUGCCUUGUCGCGCACGUGCAGGCAGUUUCGCGCGAAUCUGCUCGAGUAUCGCAGCCAGCUCGUCAAGCACACGCUGCACUGCAGCAACGAAGGCCCCGCGACCGGGCCUACAUCAGCGCAUCAGCUGACCAGCGGUCGCGUUGGCAUUUGUGCCCGCGACAUGGUGGGUGAAUGCCAGCGCUGUGCGACGGUCGUGUGCCGGAAUUGCACCAUGAAACCUCCGCCAACGCCAACACUGCGUGCCCGCCACCGUCGCCUAUGCCGCACGUGCUCCAAGGCCCCGCUGGUUCUCCAUCUGGCCAGCGGGAAGCACCGCGGACCACUGUCUGCCUCGGCCGCAUCAUCGGCAUCUAGCUCCCCUGACUCACAGCCCUUCUUGCUCAACCACAUGGACCAGCCCCGUGCAUUCACGGCCCCUGCCUUUGAACGAACGCCUUGCAACUGUGACAACGUGGUUUGGCUAUGCAGCCCAUGUGGCAAAGACCUCAAGAAUGCCGAUACCAUGUACGUCCGUGGCUGGAGCUGGCGCACCCGAUACAGUCACUAUCUGGGUGGUGUUGGCACCGGGGCCGGUGAAGGCAACGAAGGUGUCGAAUGCGGCAGAGGCAAUACGUGUCUCGGCGCACGUAUUGUUGAGCACGAGACCUGUCAGCAAGACAUUCUCGAUGCACUCGAGAAAGAAAACAUAGCCCACCCCGAAUCCCCGGAGCGCUGGAGAGGCACCAGCUACCUUGCCCAAGAGAUAGAGGGCAUUGGUGGCGUGCUCAAAGUCAAGCACAAGAAGCAGGUGCGCGUCGGAGAGUGUGUCAAGCUCUACGAGGACGAACGCGAGAAGUCAAUACAAUAUCUCGAGCGCGAAGUCACGGGGAAACUUCGGAGCUGGUGCUCUUGGUGCGACAGAGUCGUCUUAGGGGAGAAGGACGAAGUUACUUCAGACGGGCUGACACGAGUUCCUAGCACAUCUAGCUUCUCUUCGUCUACAAGUCAGGGCCCUCACAUGAUGCCUAAUCCAAUGCCAGCGAGGUGA
Plenodomus lingam JN3 is the source of this 1311-nucleotide messenger RNA. RefSeq lists its product as uncharacterized. Lineage: Eukaryota; Fungi; Ascomycota; Dothideomycetes; Pleosporales; Leptosphaeriaceae. The record is from RefSeq and is a predicted model, not a curated record.